Molecule: messenger RNA, 1608 nt
Organism: Diaporthe citri
Lineage: Eukaryota; Fungi; Ascomycota; Sordariomycetes; Diaporthales; Diaporthaceae
Exons: 3
Coding region: 1-1608 (535 amino acids)
Biological process (GO): carbohydrate transport; transmembrane transport
Cellular component (GO): membrane
Molecular function (GO): carbohydrate:proton symporter activity
Source: RefSeq, a predicted model, not a curated record
AUGGCGACCAUCGACGAAAAGCCUACCGGCGUCCAUAGUGUCGACCACCAUGACGACCCGACCAAUGUCGACCAUGUCGUUCACAUAGCCCACGAAACAGAGGGCAAGACCUCUCCCUGGACAUGGCCAAUGUUCCGGCUCUACCUUGUUCUCUCUGUUGCUUACCUCUGCGGCUGCCUGAAUGGCUACGAUGGGUCGCUUAUGGGUGGUCUGAACGGAAUGAAAGCGUAUCAGCGCUACUUCAACAUGAGCGAGGCAGGAUCCGGAACCGGUCUCGUCUUUGCCAUGUACAAUAUUGGUUCGGUCGCAGCCGUCUUCCUCACCGGCCCUAUAAACGACUACCUCGGACGACGCGCCGGAAUGUUCAUCGGCUCGGCCAUUGUCAUCAUCGGAACGUGCGUGCAGGCCCCUUCCACGACCCAGCGCCAAUUCCUCGGCGGUCGAUUUAUUCUCGGCUUCGGCGUCAGCUUCUGCUGUGUCUCCGCGCCAACAUAUGUCAGCGAGAUGGCCCACCCAGCCUUUCGCGGUACCUUGACUGGACUCUACAACUGCACUUGGUACAUCGGUAGUAUAAUUGCUUCGUGGGUCGUGUAUGGGUGUGCCUAUAUCGACGACCACACUCGGGCAUGGCGGAUCCCCAUCUGGUGCCAAAUGAUUACUUCUGGGCUUGUCGUGAUCUUCGCUUUCACCUUGCCAGAGUCGCCUCGUUGGCUUAUUGCCCGAGACAGGCAUGAGGAGGCCGCCAGAGUCCUGACCAAAUACCAUGGCGAGGGUGACCCGAACCAUCCUUACGUUCAGCUUCAGUUGAAGGAAAUGGCGAAUCAGAUCUCCAGUGAAGCGUCGGACAAGAAGUGGUGGGACUACCACGAGCUUUGGGACACGCACUCAGCCCGCAGGCGUUUGAUUUGUGUCCUCGGCAUGGCUUGCUUCGGUCAACUCAGUGGUAACUCCCUAUCGAGCUACUACCUGCCUACUAUGCUCGUCAACGCCGGCAUUACCCAGGAGCACACAGUCCUGGCCCUGAACGGUAUCAACCCCGUGCUCUGCUUCUUCGGCGCUUGUCUCGGCGCCCGUAUGACCGACGUCGUGGGACGACGGCCUCUGCUGCUGUACUCCAUCGUCUUCUCAUCGCUAUGCUUUGCCAUCAUCACCGGCACCUCGAAGCUGUCUAUCGAUCAGCCAGACAACCACUCUGCAGGAAACGCCACCGUCGCCUUCAUCUUCAUCUUCGGCAUUGUCUUCUCGUUUGGUUGGACACCGUUGCAGAGCAUGUACAUCGCCGAGACGCUACCCACAUCCACCCGCGCCAAAGGUACGGCCGUUGGCAACUUUGCCUCUGCCGUCUCGAGCGUCAUCAUCCAGUACAGCUCCGGCCCGGCAUUUGAGAAGAUUGGCUACUACUUCUACAUCGUCUUCGUCUUCUGGGACCUGUUCGAGGGCGCCUUCAUGUACUUCUUCUUCCCCGAGACCAAGGGCCGCACCCUUGAGGAGUUGGAGGAGGUCUUCUCAGCGCCGAACCCGGUCAAGAAGUCUCUGGAGAAGAGGAGCGCGCAGACGGUGCUGAACACGAUGAAUGUGCAGGCUGAUGCUAAGGAGAUUGAGGUUUAA